AUGUCCGCUGAGGGUCUGUCGGAGGUUUACGGCGCUGUGUGCGAACAGCAGCAGCUUCCGGUCAAUCCGUAUGUUUUAGACGUUUUGCAGGAGGCGACGGACACCAAAAAUGUGACCUUGAAGCUCACGGGGAACAGCCGGCUGAGGCGGGUCCAGAGGCUGAGCGACAGCGACGUUCACGCUCUGUCCAAAACUCUGCAGGGCAGCAGGAGAGUGACAGGGCUCGAUGUCAGGUACAACAACAUCACAGACGAGGGCGCCGCACACCUGGCCCACCUCUUACAGGAAAAUUCAACGCUGUGCUCUCUGGAUCUGAUGGGCAACGACAUCCAAACAGAAGGAGCCGAAGCCCUCGCCAAGAGUCUGCAGAGAAACAGCGCACUGCUCUCUCUGAGGCUGACUGGUAAUAAAAUAGGAAACAGAGGAGCGAUGCACCUGGCCAGCAUGCUGCAGAUAAACAACACACUGCAGGAGCUGGACCUGGCCGACUGCGACCUGGCCACCCAGAGCGUCAUCGCCUUCGCCAUCGUGCUGAGCAGCAACAGGACGCUGCGCUCAGUCAACAUCAGCAGACCCCUGCUGUUCAGCCACCAGGAGGAGUGGGCGGUGCACUGGUCCGGGACGCUGGCGGUGAACGGGACGCUGACGGAGCUCCACCUGGGGAAGACGGGCCUCACCGACACCGGCGUGGAGAGGCUGGCUGAGGGCCUGUGGGCCAAUCACAGCCUGCGCUACCUCGACCUGCGCUGUAACCGUGUGACUCGUGAUGGCGUGCAGCAUCUCGUCCAGGUGCUGAGGCGGAACCCCACCUUGGAGAUUUUAGACCUGUCAUCCAAUCGGAUUGAAGACGACGGCGCCGUGUACCUGAGCGAGGCCGUCGCUUGGCCAGACUGCGGCCUGAGAGCGCUGUCCGUCACCAGUAACAACAUCAGGAUGGAGGGUCUGGUGUCUCUGGCUCAGGCUGUGAAGGGGACCAGCACUCUGACCCACAUCUACAUCUGGGGAAACCACCUGGAAGAGCCCGUGUGUCAGGCCUUCAGAGAGCUGAUGGCCAGCGGCCGGCUGCCUCCUCAGCACACCGAUGUGUGUGUGUACGAGGUGGACGGCAGGGUGUAUCUGGCGGAGACCUUCCACGGUCUGAGGAGACACUACUACUGGACGCCCAGCUACGCCCCAGACGGGUGUCCGGCCACCAACGCCGCCCUGGCGCUUCGAGCAGAGCCAAACACAAAACGCUCAAACGCCACGUCCAGGGCCGAGUCGAGCCUCCCUCCUCACGUACAGGACGGGCCCGUCACGCCCCUGCAGCCCUGCUAG
Molecule: messenger RNA, 1317 nt
Organism: Myripristis murdjan (pinecone soldierfish)
Lineage: Eukaryota; Metazoa; Chordata; Actinopteri; Holocentriformes; Holocentridae
Gene: lrrc34
Product: leucine rich repeat containing 34
Exons: 10
Coding region: 1-1317 (438 amino acids)
Molecular function (GO): protein binding
Source: RefSeq, a predicted model, not a curated record